AUGGAUGAAAGUGUGGAAGAAAGAGAAGAAAGGUUAGAAAGCAAUAGAGUGCGGAACUCUAUAUCUAGAAUGAAUAAAAAUAUGGAUGAGAGAGAUGAAAGAUUGUGUAGAAAUAGAAGUAAUUAUCUUAUUCAAAGUAAUAUUCGUAAUGAAAUAUUAGUAGAGGGAGCAAUGAGAGUUCAGGUAAUAAGAAACAAUAAGUCGGAAGAACAAACUGCACAUAGACAAGCAAUUGAUAGAGAGAGACAACAAGUUAUUAGAGAAUUGGAGCCUAUUCGUGUCAGACAAAAUAGACUUGCAAUUGAAGUAUCAAGGCAUGUGAUAAGGAAUAAUAAUAAGUGGUUAAAUAAACGAAACAGUGGUUUUUCUUAUGAUUCACUUAUUAAUUAUUCUGAAGCUGCAAAUAUUGGAGAAAUGAAUAAAAUUUGUAACUAUUGUCAAUCUUUGAAAUGGGCAGAUGAAGCGAAGGGCUUAUGCUGUUCUUCUGGCAAAAUUGUUAUAACUUCUUUACCAGAACCACCAGAACCUCUUCGAUCUUUACUUAACGGAGAUCUUCCUCACUCUCUGAUGUUCUUGCAACAACUUCGAGCUUUCAAUAGUGCGUUUCAAAUGACGUCAUUUGGAGCUUCUGAAGUUUAUGAAUCAGGGUUUAGGCCUACAUGUAGAAUUCAAGGACAAGUGUAUCACAGAAUGGGAUCUCUUUUAGCUUCAUCUGGUCAAUCCGCGAGCUAUCUUCAAAUAUACUUUAUAUCCGAUGCUCAGGAGCAGGCUACAAGAAGAGUUUCCAUUUUUAAUACUCUUGAUUCAAACUUAAUUCUACUAAUUCAAGAUUUGCUACACGAACAUCACACCUAUAUUCGUAGUUUUAAAUCAGCUGUAGAGGCAAUGCCCUCUGAAUCACCAGAUUACAGAAUUGUGAUAAAAGAAGACCGACUUCCAGCAGGACAUCAUCCAGGUAGAUACAAUGCACCAACUGCAUCUGAAGUCGCUGUAAUCAUGGUUGGUGAACCAAGUGAAUCAAGGGACAUUGUCAUACAAAAAAGAACAGGACAACUGAUUAGAAUAUCUGAGACUCAUCGCGCUUAUGAUACACUCCAAUAUCCACUUAUUUUUUGUCGUGGAGAAGAUGGUUACCAUUUUCAGUAUAAGCAUAGAGAUCCUACAUCAGGAGAAUUUGUAAAUAAAAAAACUUCUGCUUUGGAAUUUUAUGCUUAUCGUUUUAUGAUCCGGGUAAACGAUCCUAACCACUUACAUAAAUAUCGGCAAUUAUUUAAUCAGUUUGCAGUAGAUAUUUAUGCGAAAAUUGAGAGUGAAAGAAUGGUCUAUUAUCGAACACACCAAACCGAACUAAAAGCAGAAAAGUAUAUUCAUCUCUAA
Molecule: messenger RNA, 1377 nt
Organism: Leptopilina heterotoma
Lineage: Eukaryota; Metazoa; Arthropoda; Insecta; Hymenoptera; Figitidae
Exons: 1
Coding region: 1-1377 (458 amino acids)
Source: RefSeq, a predicted model, not a curated record